AUGCGCAGCGGCAGCAGCAGAUUCGUUAGAGUCUUCGGGGCGGCGACAGCCGCAGCAGCAGCUGCUGCGUUGCUGCUGCUCUGCCCCUACACUGUCGUGCAUGCAGCCCCACCCUCUUCUGAUGCUGCAGCUGCUUCACAUGAUGGGGGGCCGCAGGCUCCCCAGGGGGACCCGAACGCCCCGCAAACGGAACCCCAAGAGGAGUUGAUGACUGCAAACCAACUGGACGCUAUCCUCGAAGGUAUUGAAAUAUUUCGCCCGAGAAUGAAGCCGCUGAGCCACGGCAAGGAGUACGACGCUGCAGUUCCUCUUGAGGACAGAGGCCAAGAAGUAUGCAUGCGUUUGCGUGAGCGCAGCGGGGACUGUCCAUCUGCUGCUGCUGCUGCUGCAGUUGCUGCUUUGAGCUGCAACAUGGUUGAGGUAUCAGCAGCAAAGGAGACAGCAGUACAGCUGGAGGAGGCAUUGAUGCUGUACACAUCGCUCAACGCAGUCCGUCACACACACCACCAUCUCCUUGAAGAUGCUGUACACAUCGCUCAACGCAGCUACGAGCGUGGUUUGUCAUAUUUCAACGAGUUGAUGAACCAGCAGCCCCGCAGAGACGGCAAAAGUUUAUAUAUUCCUUUACAAAAAAAUACAGCCCCAGAAGUGAACCUAAGAAGAAUUUGUUUCAGCCUCAACAAACACCCCUCUCCCUCUGUGCUUGAGGCCCCUGACCCCUGCACUCUACACGACCUUCUCCUGCCUACCCAGCAGCAGCAGCAGCAGCAGCAGCAGCAGCAGGAGGGGGAGUACCAGCAGCAGCAGGAGGAGCAACAGCAUCCGCAGCAGGAACAUCACCCGCAGCAAGAGCAGCAGCAGCAGCAACAGGAGCAUGCAGCAGAAGCACAGCACCCUGCUGCGCAUGCAGGAGGAGAACAGGAGGAGACAGCUAGCAGCGGAGACACCCCACAACCCCCAGCAGCAAAAGAAGAAAAUAAUAUAAUACAUGAAACAAGUCUAUUGCAGGCAGCAGAAGAACCCAUAGCUCGGCCUGAACCAGCAGCAACAAAUGUUUAUGUUGUCGAUACACAAAAACUUCACUUUUACUUUCAUCUCGUUGCUGCUACAGGGAUGCGCGUGUGCUUGCAUGCAUGCAGCGGAGAUCGAGAAGUCCAUUCCCCCCCUAAUGACCCAACUGUCUGA
This is a messenger RNA of Eimeria mitis, 1185 nucleotides long. RefSeq lists its product as uncharacterized. The record is from RefSeq and is a predicted model, not a curated record. NCBI's taxonomy places the organism in Eukaryota, Apicomplexa, Conoidasida, Eucoccidiorida, Eimeriidae. Bases 1 to 1185 code for a protein of 394 amino acids. The transcript is spliced from 8 exons.